AUGAAGAGGCAGAACGUGCGGACUCUGUCCCUCAUCGUCUGCACCUUCACCUACCUGCUGGUGGGCGCCGCCGUCUUCGACGCCCUCGAGUCGGACCACGAGAUGCGCGAGGAGGAGAAACUCAAAGCCGAGGAGAUCCGGAUCAAGGGGAAGUACAACAUCAGCGCCGAGGACUACCGGCAGCUGGAGCUGGUGAUCCUGCAGUCGGAGCCGCACCGCGCCGGCGUCCAGUGGAAAUUCGCCGGCUCCUUCUACUUUGCCAUCACGGUCAUCACCACCAUAGGUUAUGGGCACGCGGCCCCGGGCACCGACGCGGGCAAGGCCUUCUGCAUGUUCUACGCGGUGCUGGGCAUCCCGCUGACACUGGUCAUGUUCCAGAGCCUGGGCGAGCGGAUGAACACCUUUGUGCGCUACCUGCUGAAGCGUAUCAAGAGGUGCUGCGGCAUGCGCAACACGGAGGUGUCCAUGGAGAACAUGGUGACCGUGGGCUUCUUCUCCUGCAUGGGGACGCUGUGCAUCGGCGCGGCCGCGUUCUCCCAGUGCGAGGAGUGGAGUUUUUUCCACGCCUAUUACUACUGUUUCAUCACGUUGACUACCAUCGGGUUCGGGGACUACGUGGCCCUGCAGACCAAGGGCGCCCUGCAGAAGAAGCCGCUCUACGUGGCCUUCAGCUUCAUGUACAUCCUGGUGGGGCUGACGGUCAUCGGCGCCUUCCUCAACCUGGUGGUCCUCAGGUUCUUGACCAUGAACAGCGAGGACGAGCGACGGGACGCCGAGGAGAGGGCGUCCCUGGCCGGGAACCGCAACAGCAUGGUCAUCCACAUCCCCGAGGAGGCGCGGCAGGGCCGGCCCCGCUACAAGGCGGACGCGCCGGACCUGCAGUACGUGUGCUCCUGCACCUGCUACCGCCCGCAGGAGUACGGGGGCCGCCCGGCCGCCCAGCAGAACUCCUUCAGCGCCAAGCUCGCCCCCCACUACUUCCACUCCAUCUCGUACAAGAUCGAGGAGAUCUCACCAAGCACGUUGAAAAACAGCCUCUUCCCCUCCCCUAUCAGCUCCACCUCCCCCGGGUUACACAGCUUUACCGACAACCACAGGCUGAUGCGACGGCGGAAGUCCGUUUAGGGUGCGGGGCGUGCCGGGCAGGCGGGAAAAGUCGCUUGUCCUCCUU
Panthera uncia (snow leopard) is the source of this 1171-nucleotide messenger RNA. RefSeq names its product potassium two pore domain channel subfamily K member 9 (gene KCNK9). Gene Ontology annotation, molecular function: potassium ion leak channel activity. Gene Ontology annotation, cellular component: membrane. Gene Ontology annotation, biological process: stabilization of membrane potential; potassium ion transmembrane transport. The transcript is spliced from 2 exons. The record is from RefSeq and is a predicted model, not a curated record. Bases 1 to 1125 code for a protein of 374 amino acids. Lineage: Eukaryota; Metazoa; Chordata; Mammalia; Carnivora; Felidae.